Vanessa tameamea is the source of this 1581-nucleotide messenger RNA. RefSeq names its product origin recognition complex subunit 4 (gene Orc4). The coding region runs from base 43 to 1551 and encodes 502 amino acids. Gene Ontology annotation, cellular component: nucleus; nuclear origin of replication recognition complex. Gene Ontology annotation, biological process: DNA replication initiation; DNA replication. The record is from RefSeq and is a predicted model, not a curated record. The transcript is spliced from 7 exons. Lineage: Eukaryota; Metazoa; Arthropoda; Insecta; Lepidoptera; Nymphalidae. Gene Ontology annotation, molecular function: ATP binding; ATP hydrolysis activity; DNA replication origin binding.
GUGCGGGUGCACCAAUAUUCUUCUAACAAUAAUAGAAGAUUGAUGAUAAUGCAUGAAUUAUCAGAAAGUCAGUCCCUAAAUCAAAUAAAACUCUUGAGAAAAUAUUUGAAACUUAAAAUAUUAGAAGAUAAUAUUAGAUUUCGGGAUCAUGACAGUGAAAGAAAUCAUGUUUACAAUUUAAUAUCACGUUCAAUUAUGCACGGAGAGUCACAUUCAGCUCUAAUUAUUGGCCCUCGAGGUUGUGGAAAGACUACUCUCAUCAACUCGGUGCUACAACAGAUUUCAAAGGAAGCAGAUAUAGUGAAUGAUGCCCUCAUCAUAAAACUAAAUGGUCUAAUACAUCAAGAUGACAAAAUUGCUCUAAAGUCCAUAACAGCACAGAUGCAAUUAGAAAAUGCUGUCGGUGAUCGUGUAUUUGGUACAUUCGCUGAGAAUCUAAGUUUCCUCCUCAGCUGUCUUACUAGUGGAGCUGAUAGGAAAUGCAAAAGCAUGGUAUUUGUUUUAGAAGAAUUUGAUAUGUUCUGUCACAGUGGACGAACACAGACAUUAUUAUACAAUUUGUUUGAUAUUACACACAGUAAACAAGCACCUAUGUGUGUUUUAGGUAUAACAAACCGCAUAGAUGUCAUGGAAAUGUUAGAGAAGAGAGUCAAAUCCCGUUUCUCGCACAGGCAAAUCUUCCUAUUUCCGAACGAAAAUCAAGAAGGCGUUGAGAAGUCACCUUUAAGUAAAUGCAAAGAAAUCUUUGUUCAAUAUCUCAGCAUGCCAUUGAAUUUAGCCAAGAGAAAUGUUAAAGAGAUAUCAAAGAAACGUAAAGGAAGAAAGUCUAUAGUUAAUGUAGAAGAAAAAAUGGAUGUUGAUACAAUUGACGAUAACCAAUAUGCAAUACCAGAAGAAGUUUUCACAAGAUGCAAAGUGGAUUCUAGCCAAUUCCAAAAUCUGGAAUACGGUUUCAUUGAAUCCUGGAAUGCACAUGUAGAAAGUCUUGUGGAAGAUCAGAAAGUUAUUGAUGCUUUGGAAAAAUUCUCUUACUAUACUGUCAAUGAGCAGCUAUUUAAAGACGUUUUGUUUCAAAUAGUAUCUAAACUGUCUCUAUCGAAGUCAUACAUAGAUGUAAAUGAUAUAUCAUCAAGCAUAGACCACACAGUAUCACCUGAACAUAGAGUUAAGUUGCUGCAAUCUCUGUCCAUAUUGGAAUUGUCUCUGGUCAUUGCAAUGAUGCACGGUAUGGAGAUAUUUGACGGUCAGCCGAUGAAUUUUGAGAUGGUAUUACACAGAUAUACAAAAUUCUCAAACACGAAUUCCUCAACCCAAACAGUACCACGGCCAGUGAUCCUCAAAGCAUUUGAACAUCUACAGGAACUGGAGAUAAUAAUGCCAGUUAAGAACACUGACUCUAUUUACAAUACAGAUACAACAACCAGUCGAGUUCAGAAGGAGUAUAAGCUAUACACACUGGCAGCUCCGUUGGAAGAUAUCAAGGAAGCAAUGAAGGGCUUUAAAGCGCUGCCAACUGAAAUAAAUCAUUGGUUCAACAACUCUGUUUUUUGAAUAAACUUUAUUUUUUGUUUGUCGUUUUUU